AUGUUCAGGGAAGCCUUUUCAAAACGACUGCUCCACCUGCUGAGCGUAAACCGAAUGAUGUUCCGUGGCCCGUGUAAGUGCGCGUACCAUUUUCAGAAAACGAACAUUCCCAGAAAGGGGGGAUAUGCUGCGCAUGUGAAAGGGGAGGGAGGAACCAAGCGCCUGGAGCACUUGGUGGUGAGGAUAAGUCGCAAUAGGAGAAGUGACCCGUUUGAGGAGUCGGGGGGGGAGAGAGUGGCGCCCCGUCCGGCGGAUAGCCAAGCCGAAUAUGGGGCAAGGUUCAGUACUAAUGGUGGCACAGAUAAUGGUGGACACUUUACGGCCAGUCCUAGCCCAAAUGAUGAAAGUGAAAAGAGUGGGAAGGAGUAUCUGCUGAAUGAAUUGAAUGAGUUUGUCUCCGUGGGUAAGCGGAGAGAGGAAGGUGGCGGUACGGUGAAAUCCUCCACCCAGGGUGAAAACCCCAACGAGAGUGGACACCUCACACAGGAUGACCCCCCUGGACAGCGUGAACACCCCGUGGGCGUCGAUCACGAUGAAGAAGUAAAGUUGGAAAGGCUAUUAAAGAAGAGACAAGGAAUAAAAAGAGACAUCGUAACAAUAACGGAAAAAGCAAGGGAUGAAAUAAAAAAACUGAUCAAAGAAUAUCACAGUAAAGAAGAUAAGGACACAAAUUAUGUUUUAAAGUUAUUCUACAUAAUUAAGGGAUGUAAUGGAUUAACACAUUCCUUCAACUUCGUCCAUAGGAAUGAGCUGCAUGUGAAUGAUGAGCUUAUUUUCGAAGACGAAUCUAGGAAGAAUAUCCUUCUAGCCAUUGAUAGUAAGUGUGUACUCUACGUUAUUAACACUACGCUUGAUUAUUACAGGGACGACCUGACGGAGCGGUUCAUCUUCACCAACCCGAACGUCACUUCCGUUUGUCCCUGCGGGACGAGCUUCCACUUUAACCCAGGCGGGAGUUGA
Plasmodium knowlesi strain H is the source of this 960-nucleotide messenger RNA. Its product is annotated as iron-sulfur assembly protein, putative. Gene Ontology annotation, molecular function: 2 iron, 2 sulfur cluster binding. Lineage: Eukaryota; Apicomplexa; Aconoidasida; Haemosporida; Plasmodiidae. The transcript has a single exon. Gene Ontology annotation, biological process: iron-sulfur cluster assembly. The coding region runs from base 1 to 960 and encodes 319 amino acids. The record is from RefSeq and is a predicted model, not a curated record. Gene Ontology annotation, cellular component: cytoplasm; mitochondrion.